ACCUACAACUAAAAGAAUUCAAGCAAACGGACGCUUCAUUGUUUAAGUCUCUUUCCCAGCCUAAAAUAUAUAAAUUUGUGAUAAGAAGAAUAUUUCUAAUUCAUGCUUGCAAACAGGUUCCCUGAGGUUGCAAAGCUUCUUGCUGAGUGUUGGAUUGAAAUCCAUGGAAGAAUUAAUACUCGCAUGCUUUCUCCAGAAACACGUUAUAAGGCUUACCUUGUGUUCAAGCUGGAGGACAAACCAGUUGCAUUUCAAAAUAAACCUAUUGAAGCUGCUAUUCUACUUAGUGGAGCUGAAGUUUCAAAGCGACAAGUGUACGAGCAGGCGAGAAGUGGAAUUGCAGGAAAUGGUGAUGAGUUCCCAGAAGAGAGGGGAGAUAAUUGGUUUGAGGUAGAAUUGGGUGAAAUGGAGUGCACCAAAGAAAGAGGUGGUGAUUUGAAAAUACAUCUUGUGGAGAAAAUUGCGGACAACAGGCGGGGUGUCAUUAUUCAAGGCAUGGAGAUCAGGCCAACUUAGCUGGACAUAACAAGAUUUUCUUUCACCUCGUGUAUUUUGUGUGGGAGGAACAUAGCUGGAGAUACAUCUUGCGGACAUAACAAUAACCAUUUUCGUGUUAA
Rubroshorea leprosula is the source of this 617-nucleotide messenger RNA. The record is from the annotation of a GenBank genome assembly. Lineage: Eukaryota; Viridiplantae; Streptophyta; Magnoliopsida; Malvales; Dipterocarpaceae.